Chelonoidis abingdonii (Abingdon island giant tortoise) is the source of this 3374-nucleotide messenger RNA. The record is from RefSeq and is a predicted model, not a curated record. NCBI's taxonomy places the organism in Eukaryota, Metazoa, Chordata, Testudines, Testudinidae.
UAACGGCCCCUGCCAUGAACCCCUCACCAUCUCCAGGUCUGCGUGUGGAUGAGGCCUGGCUCAAGGGAGAGCCCCUAUCACCAUAACCCCUGUUCCAAUACAGAACCGCCAGCCGGGGCCUCCAACCCUCCCAUUUCGUCCUCUAGCUCUCCCCACCCCUGUGCUUGCGCACGGAGGGGACUUGGGGUGAGAGACCAGCUUCUCUUGUGAUACCUCUCACUGAUCUCUCUGUUCCCUAGUACCACCUGCCAUCAGACCUUCCCUCUCCCAACCCCUGUAUCCCCCAUAAGGCCUUCCCCACAGAGUACAUCCCAGACCCACCCCCGUUUCCCUAUACCACCAUAAACUGACAUUAAACUUGCCCUUCAAGCAGACGUGAGAUUAGGAGAUGUCUGCACAGAGAUUUCAUGGGGAAGCUAUUACAAAAUAAACCGGAGUGUGAAUUUAAAGCACAGCUAGCUCCAUGGGUGGACGCUCCCGUUCCGCACUAAGAAUGCUCUUUCCUCCCCAGGAGAACAUGCCCUUAGCAAAGCAUUUGGUUACACCUCAGCAGAACGGGGUUAUCGUUUUCCAGGGCAUACAUUAUUGCACCUAACCUGUUCCCGCUCCCUGCAAGCAUCUAGGCUGGCACUAACCUGGUGAUUGCCUUGCAGACUCGGCCGAGGUAAUCCAGUCACGACUCAACGAGCAGGAGGCUCGGGAGGAAUACUACGUGCACUAUGCCGGAUGUGAGUGCAGCUCUGGGUUGUGUUCACGGGGAGAGGGAUUAAUUCAACCGGCGCUUGGAUGAGUGGGUAGAUAAGAACCGGCUGGCCCUCACCAAGACAGUCAAAGAUGCAGUUCAGAAAAACACAGACCAAUACAUGAACGAGCUGUCCGAGCAACCCGAGCGUAAGAUCACCCGCAACCAGAAGCGCAAACAUGAUGAGAUCAACCAUGUUCAGAAGACCUAUGCAGAGAUGGAUCCCACCACAGCUGCCCUGGAGAAGGAGCAUGAGGCGAUCACCAAGGUGAAAUACGUAGAUAAGAUCCACAUUGGCCACUAUGAGAUUGACGCCUGGUAUUUCUCACCCUUCCCAGAGGAUUAUGGGAAGCAGCCCAAACUGUGGAUCUGCGAGUACUGCCUGAAAUACAUGAAGUUCGAGAAGAGCUACAGGUACCACCUAGGCCAGUGCCAGUGGAGGCAGCCGCCGGGGAAGGAGAUCUACAGGAAGAACAACAUCUCUGUCUAUGAAGUAGAUGGCAAAGAUCACAAGAUUUACUGCCAGAACCUGUGUCUCCUGGCCAAGCUCUUCCUAGACCACAAGACCCUCUACUUUGAUGUUGAGCCUUUUGUCUUCUACAUCCUCACCGAGGUCGACAGGCAGGGCGCCCACAUCGUCGGCUACUUCUCCAAGGAGAAGGAGUCUCCAGAUGGGAACAACGUGGCCUGUAUCCUCACCCUGCCCCCCUACCAAAGACGGGGCUAUGGCAAGUUUCUCAUCGCUUUCAGCUAUGAGCUAUCUAAGCUGGAAAGUACAGUGGGCUCCCCAGAGAAGCCCCUCUCGGACCUCGGCAAGCUGAGCUACCGGAGCUACUGGUCCUGGGUGCUGCUUGAGAUCCUGCGGGACUUCCGAGGGACCCUGUCCAUUAAAGACCUCAGCCAGAUGACCAGCAUCACUCAGAACGACAUCAUCAGCACGCUGCAGUCCCUCAACAUGGUGAAGUAUUGGAAGGGGCAGCACGUCAUCUGCGUCACGCCCAAGCUGGUGGAGGAGCAUCUGAAGAGCGCCCAGUACAAGAAGCCUCCCAUCACAGUGGAUUCCAUCUGUCUCAAGUGGGCACCCCCCAAACACAAGCAGGCCAAAAUCUCCAAGAAGUGAAGGAACAGUGGGACACAGGAGUCCAAAUGACCCCUCAGUUGCAUGAGGAUCUGGGCUGCACCCCACCUGACUACAGAGCACCGGAGCAACCAACCAGCUGGGAGGACUGGGUGACCCAGCCGGCUGUGUCCUUCAUUAGGCCAGCGCUGAUUCAGCAGGGCGGGUGACCUGUCCUAUCGCAACUCUCUCCCCUUGAGCGUUGUAUGGCGGAAUAGGCCCGGGGCUGAGCUUUGCCUUCCCAAACAGCACUAGAAAAGGGGGGUCCUGGAACCACUGCCAGUGCCUGCUGCCCAGCUCGUCAGUUACACGCUGUACCCUGGUCAAUAUCACCACCCUCGUCAAUAUCACCUUGGUGGACUGGCUCAUUUGUUGGGGAGUGCAGGGAGGAAGUGAGGGUACAGGCUACUUCAGAGGCUAUGGUGGGCAGCAGCAGCUGAGUCUGGGGCAGGAGGAGUUACUCAGCUGGUAGGGAAGGGGGGAGAGAUGCCCAUGGAUUAACAUGACAGCAUGGCACUGGGUGUUCUCUGCUGGGCAAACGUUCCCUGUCCAGUUGAUCCCCUGGGCUGGCAAUAUGGGGAAGCAGCACUGGGAGAAGGUCCUGGGACAGCUGUGCUGGGAGACUGGAUCUGUCACGCAGGCCCUGAAACAGGGCAGGGGCAGUGUGUGAUUCCCUUCUAACCUACAGUCAGCUUUGGCGCUGUGCACCUCCUGCCCUGAGCUGGGGUCUCUGUUGGGGGGGGGGGGGCGCGCAGGCAGAACACUGUAGCCCUGACUUACCCCCCACACACACACGCCACCAAUGUGCCCCAGCUGCUGCAGGCAGAGCCCAUUCUGGCCAUGAGGAUGCCCCUUCUGCUAAGCUUCCUUCAUGUGUACAUCUCCCCACUAGGAUCUCAGCUGAGUCCCCUCUGGAACCUUUCAUGCCUCGGCUGCCCCCCUGCUGCUGGGGUUCUUCCCCCCUGACCUGCCCCUUUGGCCUGCACUCCUUAGGCCAGGAUUCCCCUCACCAUCCAGUGCUCCCCAUGCCCCUCCUGCCCUGUCCCAGUUCUCUUUUCCCACCUCCACUGCUAGGCUCCCUCCCUGAUCUCCCAUUCCAGACAUCCUGGGCUCCCCGCAAGGGAGUGGAGGAAAAGCAGGGACGUGGGGAUGUCUGCUGAGUUUGGCUGGUCUCAAUUCAGCAGCCAAGCACUGCAUGGGGUGGAGGUGUGUGGGUCUCUCCCAGGGCUGAAGGGCUGGGGCGCCCUCGGCCAGGGAUACACAGUAGCUACUGUCUCAGGGCUCUUCCCUCAGCACCGAUCUCACACUCCGCCAAUCCCUACCCUGGCUCCACCAGCUGGAGGUGCAAGUAAGCGUUGCUGCCGGGGGGCUGGAGCGUGGGGGAAAGGUUGAUGCAGACAGCCCCCAAGCCAGUCCCCACAGCUUCCCUGCAUUUCUGCUCGCUGCCUACAGGUGUAUUUUUUCUGUUAUAAGAAGUGUGUAUUUUUCAUAAAUAAAAAGGAAAAGAGUGAAGAG